Molecule: messenger RNA, 1722 nt
Organism: Pelobates fuscus (common spadefoot toad)
Lineage: Eukaryota; Metazoa; Chordata; Amphibia; Anura; Pelobatidae
Gene: SP6
Product: Sp6 transcription factor
Exons: 2
Coding region: 316-1335 (339 amino acids)
Biological process (GO): regulation of transcription by RNA polymerase II
Molecular function (GO): DNA-binding transcription factor activity, RNA polymerase II-specific; RNA polymerase II cis-regulatory region sequence-specific DNA binding
Source: RefSeq, a predicted model, not a curated record
ACAGCGUUUGAGGAGGUCCAGCGAAAUGGCUUUAAAAUGACUAAGAUUCUAAAGCAGUAGACGUUCUAUCAAAGUUUGGAUCCCAGUCUCUGACUACCUAAGGUGGCUUCAGGCUCAGCUUUAGUGGACACCACACUGAUCGUAGCAGCAAUAUAGGGUGAUGCUCCGAACAUGUCAUCAGAAAGAUAAUGACUGGAUAACUCAAGAGGCCACAACUUGCUUAGUCGCUUGAAGUUAACAGGAAGGACAUCCGACUGGAUCUGGACACAUUUCUCAUUAAACAGAUAACUCUUGCCUGGCACUUCCUUUUCUGCAAUGCUGACUGCUGUAUGUAGUUCUCUGGGUAACCAACCGUCAGAGGCUCCUGGCUCUCCUUCCACCUCUGAACUAUCCUUGAAGCCAUACCCAGUUUCUCCAGACUCUGAUCCGGGAGUCUCCCUUCAACAGGACGAUAUUGGGGAGUCCUCUUAUCCUCCUGCUGAACGUUAUACAUCUUUGUCCUCUGUGAAGGUCCCCUUCCAGACAUUUUCAGGUCGAGAAGCUGUAGACAGCAAUUCAUUAUCAAAAUUCCUGCAUCCAGCCCUCGAGAUGUCUCAUCCAUAUGAAACAUGGAUCAGGCCUCCAGUUCCAGGUGGCUCAGUUGAAGAGAGUGGAGUUCCUCCAUGGUGGGAUCUUCAUGCUGGUCCCAACUGGGUAGAUAUGCAACCUGGUGCUGGUGGCUUCUCCAGCCCUCCACCACACCAGACACCUCUAGGAGGAUAUGGCACAGAGCUCUGUGUUCCCUCUACACAUAUGCUUCCUCCUGCCUCUCAUCUCAUGGGAGGUUUGGACCCUACUAUGGAAUCUCACUCUUCUGACCAAGGGUCAGAAGGGCCCUCACGUCCUAAAGGAAGCCGGCGUGCAAUGCCACGUAGUUCAGCCCAAACUGCCUGCCGCUGUCCUAAUUGCCAAGAAGCAGAACAUGGUAGUACCAGUGGUGAGGGAACCAAACGCAAAAAUCUGCACAACUGCCAUAUACCAGGAUGUGGAAAGGCAUAUGCCAAGACCUCCCAUCUGAAGGCCCACCUACGUUGGCACAGUGGAGAUCGACCUUUUGUCUGCAACUGGUUGUUCUGUGGAAAAAGAUUUACUCGAAGUGAUGAGCUCCAGAGACACCUACAAACCCACACAGGGGCAAAAAAGUACCCUUGCCCUUCCUGCAGCCGUGUUUUUAUGCGCAAUGAUCACCUCACCAAGCAUUUGAAAACCCAUGAAAGUGAGAACCGGGGUGCAAAUGAUGCCUCUGGCAAGACCAAGAGUGAUUCAGAGGAGGGCAGUAGAAGUCAAACAAACUGAUAGCGCCCUGGGGAAAAAAACAAAACCAACAAAAUAGAAGUUUAGUUUAGGGAGCACUUGCAUGCAUGAGCUCCACUCUCACCUCCUAAAUGGGAACACAAAAGAGGGAUUCUGUAAUGCCUUAAUUUAUUUUGUAGAUAGCAUAGAUAACCAGCUCUAACAGUCCCAUCUACCUCCUAUGGGAUAUGAGUAGGCCAAGCAGUGGAAGCGUAAUUAAUUACAUGGACUUGACAUAGACACCUAGACUGAGUUCAGCAAAGCAAGCACUCCAUGUGGUAAUGUCUAAGAGGUGACAGUGUGUGGUCCCAUGGUCAGAGAGAAAAUGCUGAAGCAAUACUUGUUUAGAUCUGGAAGUGAUGUUACCCAGGGAAGGCAUGGCAGAAUCAG